GCAAAAUCUUCGGGCCUUGGCGAAGUAACCGUCAAGCAUGACGAUUCGGCAGAUGAAGUUGCCAUGCCCACUCCCAUCGCACAGACUUGCUGGAAAGUAAUCUCUCCUAAUGGCUGUGAGCAAGUGUGUUACGAGCCGAUUCCUGGCUUUGAGCACCUAUGGAGUAGCCGGGGCCCGAUACAGAGAGCCACCGGCUUCGCCGUGCAGCCCAAAGCUAUUGCUGUGCAGCCUUACCAGCCGGUUACGCCUCUUAUGCCGGGUCAGAAGUCUAGAGGAUCCCGGCAAACCGCGCGGAAGAGAACUCGGUCAACUGGACGAGGCUUUCGUUCGCGGCACAUCACUCGUGCACUAAGCGAAGAGGAGGAAGAUGAACAGCUCGAAUGUGAUGUCAAGAUCUCAGUCGGGCAGUCAUACACAUUCUACAUUGGUGACAUUGAUGAAUUGAAGAAAUUCUUUCGUCGUCGGCUUGAUGAGCUCACUAUGAAGCCAGUACGGCCUAUCGUCACACAGUGGAUCAGAAGGCUUGAACCCAGGCGUUUGAGUCUUUACGGCCCAUACCAUAAGAAUCUACUCAAAAGUAAACGAGGCAUACCCCCUUGGUGGCCACGUGGUGUUCAAUAUGUAGAGCCGGCACACCUGAGCAAAACAGAACUCUUGAUUCUGGCCGUCGAUGUUAUGCUUCAGCACCGUCUCAUCGACAUAGAUAAGCGUAGAGGUUCCUGGGUAGCGGAGCUUCGGAAAGCAGCACAAAUCGCUAUUGAUUCCAUACCUCGGGGCCAAUUCUCUUCGUCCAAAGGAUCAGACUUCAGCGAGAAGAUGCAAAGGCGAGCCUUGGAAGAGAUUCUGCCCAACUUGUUCGAGGUUGCGCAAUUAUACGAGGACCACUUUGCACGCCAUGGACACUAUGAAGGCUCUGGUAUACCAGAUCCUGGCAAAGGAAAGCAUGUAACAUGGCAACCACUUAUGAGGCCAAUUCGUGAGCCGGUCGCUCCUAAAAAGCGCCUUCGAAGAACCAGACCAGCCCCGGCCUCCAAGUUAGAGCCCGACACUGACGCAUUGGGAGAUGAGACCGAAGUUGAUGAUAGUGUUACUUCAUUGUAUCUGCGCAGUAAGCAACUGGCAUCGAAUCGAAUUGACAUGUCGAAAAGCGCCAAGUCAACGGCCAUCCGGGACCCGACAACGCCCUCUUCUCGUGGGGCUGCGGCUGCUGAGCUUCAUAGCUGCUCUUGUAGUACCACAGUAACACCCAAUGAUUCGUUCGGACAGUCAAUGCAGGGGCUUCUUCUGGAAGAAGAAGCAGACUUGGAUAUCGAGAUGACCGCCCCUACGCCGCUGCACAACCACACGUAUACCAACGACAGUCAGCUAGUUCAGUACUUUUAUGGUCACCCUAGCUAUAACGCCCACGCCAUUCAGCUGCAACAGGAUGGAUGUGCCCUUACUGGCACGUCGCGACCCACGUUUUCCCCAGCUACUGCACCUGUGUAUCAACCCUCACUUUCGGGAUUCGACACGCACUUCGCACUUCCUGUCGAUAAUACAAUGUUCCACGAGGGCACCAGUUUCCCGCAAAGCUAUGACCUGUAUGAUCCAUCAUCGGCUAAUACUCUUGAAUUUCUCGAUGGGAUUCGCAGUCAUUCCAGCGUUAGCUGCAAGACCGAGGCGACUCGACACUGA
Molecule: messenger RNA, 1677 nt
Organism: Exserohilum turcica Et28A
Lineage: Eukaryota; Fungi; Ascomycota; Dothideomycetes; Pleosporales; Pleosporaceae
Exons: 2
Source: RefSeq, a predicted model, not a curated record